CACGAUGCGGCCGCCCGCGAAGAUGGAGCGCCCCUGGCCAUCCUCCUGGUCGACUCUCAUGCAGUUGGUUCACUCGUCGCAGCACCAUCAUGGGGGCCGGCAUGCAUCUCGAGUCUCAUCCUUCAGCCAACACGCGCUUGUGCCUGGUGCACUGCACUCUCGCCUGGGUGUCACCCUGACCACCAUCCAUGAUAGUCCGCGCGUGUGACUGCACCGUCAGCCUUGCCCCGGCCUCACUCGUCGCCUCCUGCGGUCUCUUUCUUGUGGCCUGUUGCUGUGCGACUCCUUGCUAUGCCCUUCAAUGUUCCUCCUCUCAUCUGUCACUCAAUGACUGGCCAAGACUUGCCGUCGAGUCUACACGAUCAGUAAAGCAUCGCGCAGCCCCUGAGUUUCCAACGCAGCAAUGGCAGACCCAAGCACCACCCAAGAUGUGGUCGGCCCCAUAUUUCAGGACUUCGACGAGGCUUCAGUCUUUGAGCAGAUGGUCAACUCAUCUGCCACAGCAGACUGUACAAAUUUUGUCGUCGAAUUCGGCCACGACCGAGCCCGCGUCGCGCGCAAUCUCGAGCUGGGCCACUUCGAGAACCUGUAUCGUGAGCGGGACCCAGACUAUCCGAUCAGAUGGAUCAACAUCUGGGAUACGAGCAAAAAGCCAGAAGUCACCAACUUCCUCGGCGACCAAUACGAAUUCUCCCAGAGAAUGAUAGGUAUAAUGCAGAAUGCCAAAAAGUUUAGCAGCAUGGCCGCCAAGACAGAAUCGUCCGCAUCAUCAUCAUCGAGAAGGCCACACGCUGAAACAGCUGCCGCCACUCCCGCUGCUGCUUCUGCGCGUGGUGGUGCUGCGCUCGAGGAUGUGCAGCUCGUCGAUCUCGAGAAGGGGACUGCUGCUUCAAACACCCAGUCAUCCGCGGCAGCAUCGUCGUCGUCGGCAGCGGCUACUGCCCACGCCGCACAUGAUCAGAAGAUGCCGAUGCUAGAUGGUGACGAUGUGCGCUUGUUCCUGCUGCUCAAGAACAAGGUCAAUUAUUCAUCGAUUGACCAAACCCCCAACGCCCUCUGUAUUGGCGCGCACUGGCUACACGAACGCACACCACUGCCCGGCAGCAACGCUCGCAGGUCGGACAGCAGCAAGCCCACCUCGCUCAUGCCGCCAAAGCACUGGCUCUGGCUUGUCCUCGGCAACGACAAUACGGUCCUCUCGCUUCACGAAGACCCCGUGAUCGAAAAGGUCGAGGGCAUCUCGGCAUCGUCGCCGUCAUCCGCCUGGGCCAAAUAUCAGGCACGGUGCCUCGAGCACAUCCGGGCUAACACCCUCAGUGUGCUCCUGCAGCUCUCCGUGCACGGCUUCGAGAGGUACGCGCACAAGCCGCUGUCGCAGAGUUCGGUGCGGCAGGCAAUGUUGGUCAAGCACACGCGGCGCAUCGGCAAGAGUUCCACGGCGAUGCAGCCGCAGCAGAAACUCGAGAUGCUCAACGUGGAGGGCGCGAGUAAUUUGUUCUACUACCUGUUCGAGGACUAUGCCGCGGCCGCCACGUUCCAGGCUGCCGAGCAGACUCUGCGGGAGCUGACUCCGAUAGUGCUCGAGAGCGACACACGGAAAAUGAAACCGCAUACGGCAGGUAUCAUACCUCGACUGCACAGCCUCGGCAAGGACUUGCGCGAGCUCAAACACCUGUUUGAGAAUUACAAGGCCAUGAUCCACAAGAUUCUGCAGACCACCACGGAACACGUUGCAACGGCACAGCUGGGCCGUUCUGUGUCCGGGCUUGAGCAGCAUGACGGCAGUGACGCUGGCGGCGGUGGCGAGGAGGGCGUCAUCGUCAUGGCCAAGUCUGCCAGAGAGCGCUUCGAGAGGCUGGGCGAGAGGUUGCAGUGGCUGAUGCUGAACACGAUCCAAGGAUAUCAGGAUGAGACGAUUGCAUUGUCGGAUACGUACUUCAACCUGAUGCAGCAGAAAGAUACAGCCGCCACGGCCCGGCUGAACCGUAGCGCGACGCUGCUGGCGAAGCUGUCCGUCUUCUUCCUGCCGCUGAGCUUUGUGACGAGCUACUACUCGAUACAGAUCGAGGAGAUGUACGAGGCCUGGGUGACGUGGGACUUUGAGAAGGCCAUUACGAUCACGGUGUGUGUGUCCUUUGUGGCCCUCUUCUUCUUCAACAAGAUCCUCUUUGUCAUGAUUGAUGCGCUGGACAAGAUGGCCACUAAGGCCGAGACGCUGCUGAACAAAGGCUUCGUGGUCACUGGCGCUAAGAUGAGAGAGUCGACGCUGGCUAGGAGAACAAGAAGGAGGAAGGACGGAGAGGCGCGUGCCAUGGCUAGUCGGGAGGACUAGGUUUCGAGAAGACUAUUCAACCUUAGCUUGGCACUACCUUGGACAAGGCUUGUUGCUUCACGGGGGCCCUUGUUAGUGGGUGGUACUCCACCACAGGUCGACUGAAAGCUUCCUCCCCGGUAUAUACCCUAUUGUAUGGAUUCUUCGCUGGGCAUCACUGUCUUUCGUGACAAGGCAGAUGAUGGCCUGUAUACUGCUAGUUGCAAGGCUAGUCUUGUCCUUCUGCAGAGACUGGACUUGGGUUCCCCCGUUUCGGCACAGCAUCUGUGUGCAAACUCGGCGCCUGAUCCGAAGCCCUGCAUGUCGGGUGACAGCACUGCAAGGGCAGGGCGGAGAGGGUCGGGGGACCAAAAAGGCCCAUGUGGAGCCUAAUCACAUGCUUUCCUUCCCGAUCUGUGUAUUUAGUGGCGGCCCAUUGGGACCAGAAAGGUCGACGACUUUAGAAUGUAGCUUGGGCGG
Molecule: messenger RNA, 2791 nt
Organism: Microdochium trichocladiopsis
Lineage: Eukaryota; Fungi; Ascomycota; Sordariomycetes; Xylariales; Microdochiaceae
Exons: 7
Coding region: 404-2332 (642 amino acids)
Biological process (GO): metal ion transport; transmembrane transport
Cellular component (GO): membrane
Molecular function (GO): cobalt ion binding; magnesium ion binding; magnesium ion transmembrane transporter activity
Source: RefSeq, a predicted model, not a curated record